Molecule: messenger RNA, 1738 nt
Organism: Leptopilina boulardi
Lineage: Eukaryota; Metazoa; Arthropoda; Insecta; Hymenoptera; Figitidae
Product: ankyrin-1-like
Exons: 3
Coding region: 305-1738 (477 amino acids)
Molecular function (GO): protein binding
Source: RefSeq, a predicted model, not a curated record
UGAGUCUUUCGGCAAAGUAACACGCUGAUCAUCAUCAUUCGGUGCUAAACUGUCAAGAGUUUCGGAACUGUCUUUAAAAUAUUUUAAGAAUAUCCUUUAUUAUAAAAGUAUUCUAUAAAUACUGAUAAGUUUAAGUGUCGGAAGUGUGUUAUAUAGAUAGUUUUGACAGUUUUUAUCUAUUGACAAAAACUAAUAUAGACUGAAAAACAAGUUCUGCAGUGCGAAUUGUGAAACAUUUGUGGAUUACUUGUACUAAAUAUUAUACAAAAAAUUGUAAAUCAAAACUUUGCAGACCUUUGGAAUCAUGAUGCACAACGUUCGAGAAAUAAGUAGACAAAUGCAAAUGGCGAGUAUUGCAAGGAUUCAACAGAUUUUCGCUGGGGACGUUACCAAUCAAUUUAAAAAUGCAGUUAGAAGAAAUGAUGAAGCUCGUAUUAAUGAAUUAAUAACGCAAAAAACUUCUCUUGUGAGAGACAAAUUUAGCAACGAUACAUUUUUGCAUAUUGUUGCUAAGGAUGGAACACCAGAGGCUGCGAUUCGAUUAUUGCAACUGGGAUCAGAUGUUCACGCCAGGAACUUAGAGGGAAAAACUCCAAUUUUUUAUGCUUUAAAACAUUCUGCUCCAAUGAUUAGGGCUUUUUUAAAUAAUGCAGAAAUAAUUCAAAAAAAUAAUUAUACUUUACUUUUGGAUGCUUUAGUAAUUGGUUCGGAAGAAAUUGUAGGAGUUAUAUUAAAUAAAUGUCUUAUUAAAAUCGCGGAAUAUUCGUUACAAAAUGUAAUUUCACCCACAAGAUUACAAUCAGAUUUUUGCGAGUUUCAAAAUACCGAAGAUCUAAUAAAUUCUAUUUUGCGCAAUAGGUUCCAAUUAUUUCUAGAAGAACAAGAUUAUGUGCCUUUCAUUUUCUUUGUUGCGAAAAUUGGAAGAACCGAUAUUUUACAAUUAAUUCUAAACGAGUGCAGGGUCGUAUUGAAUGCUAAAGGAAAAAAUAAAGUAACACCUCUUCAUUUAGCAGUAAUUGCUCAACUUCCGGAAGUUGUGCUCUUUCUUUUAGAAAACGGCGCAAACCCAAACUGCCAGAUUCAAAAACAAAUAACACCACUUCACAUUGCAGCGUUUUUACAAAACGAAGAAAUUUGUGAGCUUCUCUUGAAUUUCAGAGCCGAUUGUAAUAUAGGGUCGUUUGAUAUCGGAUAUCCAUUGCAUCUAGUUUGUGGAUCAAAUUAUGGACAGGUUCUCAAAAAACGGCUUAAUCAAACUUUUCUUAAUAUGUUCGACAGUUGUAAAACAUUCGACGAAAAAACUAUCAAUCGUACAAUAAUGAAACUCUUACUAGAAAACGGAGCUAAUCCGGAAUUUCAGAGUCGUUAUCUAGAAUUACCCUUAUUAUACGCUUGUCGUUGUGAUCGUUUGGAAGAAGUAAAACUUCUUCUUGAAUUUGGUGCAAAUGUUCGAGCUGUGGAUAGUCAAGGAAAUUCGGCUUUACAUCAUGCAUGCAUUGGAAAUGCCUUUGAAAUUGUUAGAAUGUUAUUAGAACAGGGUGUCGAUAUUGAAACAAAAAAUCAACGCAAUCAUACUCCAUUUGUAUUUUCAUUAAACAGUUCGUUAAAUCUGAAAAUGUUAGAAUUCCUCGUCGAUAAUGGAGCGAAUGUUAAUGCUGAAUUUUCAAGUGGAUUAUAUGAAGCACUUCGUUGUUCUUCGCCUGAUGUUGUCGAGUACUUAUUGGAACUAGGGAAAUAG